Fulmarus glacialis (Northern fulmar) is the source of this 1189-nucleotide messenger RNA. RefSeq names its product beta-1,3-glucuronyltransferase 1 (gene B3GAT1). NCBI's taxonomy places the organism in Eukaryota, Metazoa, Chordata, Aves, Procellariiformes, Procellariidae. Gene Ontology annotation, biological process: carbohydrate metabolic process; chondroitin sulfate proteoglycan biosynthetic process. Gene Ontology annotation, cellular component: Golgi membrane. The coding region runs from base 185 to 1189 and encodes 334 amino acids. The transcript is spliced from 5 exons. The record is from RefSeq and is a predicted model, not a curated record. Gene Ontology annotation, molecular function: galactosylgalactosylxylosylprotein 3-beta-glucuronosyltransferase activity.
CUCUGUGUUUCAGGUUUCCUUCCAAAUGAGUCCCUGAGGUUCCUGCUGGCAGCUCCAGCAGUGUCCUGUAGAAGUGCCGUCCUGCUCCUGGUCUCAGCAGCCGAGGCACCUCCAAACCUGCUUCUGCAAUGGGUGGGUUGUAAGCACUGGUAAUGAGGAGCUGUGGGUCCAGUCAGUCUUGGAGAUGCCGAAGAGACGAGACAUCCUGGCUAUCGUGCUGAUAGUUCUGCCCUGGACACUACUAAUCACCGUCUGGCACCAGAGCACCAUUGCUCCACUGCUUGCAGUGCACAAGGAUGAUGGUGGUGACUCCCGGCGUGAUUUCGCUGCAGGCUUGGACUCCAAGGAAUACUGCUUGUCGGACCGGGACAUUGUGGAGGUGGUGAGGACAGAAUAUGUUUAUACCCGCCCACCCCCGUGGUCAGACACCCUUCCCACCAUCCACGUCAUUACACCCACCUACAGCCGGCCUGUACAGAAGGCAGAGCUGACGCGCCUGGCCAACACCCUCCUGCACGUGCCAAACCUGCACUGGAUCCUGGUGGAGGACUCACAGAGGCGCACGCCUCUCAUCACCCGGCUGCUGCGGGACACGGGGCUUAACUACACCCACCUCAAUGUGGAGACACCCCGCAACUACAAGCUGCGGGGAGACAUGAGGGAUCCUCGCAUUCCCCGGGGGACCAUGCAGAGGAACCUUGCCCUGAGAUGGCUGAGAGAGACCUUUAACAAAAAUAACAGCCAGCCUGGAAUUGUUUACUUUGCCGAUGAUGAUAACACCUACAGCCUGGAGCUCUUUGAGGAGAUGCGCAGCACCAGAAGGGUGUCAGUGUGGCCAGUAGCCUUCGUUGGUGGCUUGCGCUAUGAGUCACCCAAAGUGAACGCUGCAGGGAAGGUCUAUGGCUGGAAAACUGUGUUCGACCCCCAUCGCCCCUUUGCUAUAGACAUGGCGGGGUUUGCUGUGAACCUCAGACUGAUCCUCCAGCGAUCUCAGGCUUACUUCAAACUGCGAGGAGUGAAGGGAGGCUACCAAGAGAGCAGCCUGCUCCGGGAACUAGUGACCUUGAAUGACCUUGAGCCGAAAGCUGCCAAUUGCACUAAGAUUUUAGUCUGGCAUACGAGGACAGAAAAGCCUGUGUUGGUGAAUGAGGGGAAGAAAGGAUUCACAGAUCCCAACGUGGAAAUCUGA